GGAAAACGUUCGAGGCGGUUGAUCCAAGAACAGGGGAGGUGAUAACAAGAAUUGCAGAAGGAGAUGCAGAGGACAUUGAUUUGGCUGUUGGGGCUGCACGUCACGCAUUUGACCAUGGCCCUUGGCCUCGCUUGUCUGGCUUUGUAUGUGAUGAUUACUACUUUUCUGUUCAUCCUCACCUCCGAACCUUUCUGCAAUGAUGCUAUCCUCUAAUUAGCCUCAGUAGUCAGUACAGUUGGUUAAUUCAACUCGUUCGGUUUAACUAAACCUAGCGGUCCAACAGUUAACUUUUUUUCUUACUAAUUAAUGUUGAAUAUUGCUUAUACACUGACUCCAUCUUAGUUUAGCUUAUUAGAAAAUUAGCUAGGCAGUGCUUUCACCAAUUUUAAUUGUGAUUGAAGAUUAUUUUCAGGAUAUGUACCAAAAGAAGAUAUUUUCAGGAAGUCAAUUUUUUUGGUGUUAUAGCCUGUCUCCAUCAACCUUUCUUUUUUGUGGUUUUUGUUCUUAUGAUUCUGGAAGUGAAAACACUCUCCAAAUCUGACCUCUAAAACAACUUGAAUUUAUUUUCUCAAUGAGAAUGAAAAAACUAGGCCCUGAUUUAUUUUCUGGCCGCAACACGUCCUGAUUUCUGAAAGCCGAGACCAGAGGACAAGUGGACAACCUGAUAACCCGAAUGGCCACGUUCCAGAAUCCAGGGUUCUGUACGUCUUUUAUGUGCAAUGGGGGGCUCAUGAAUCGACGAUGCCCCGGACGAAAAGGCCACCGUGAAUAAUUGAAGUGUGGGGCAGGGUCAUUAUUGACCAAUUAAUUAACCAUCUGACAAUCUCGUCUUUCACAAACAAACAGUAAAGAGAGGGAUCUACAUAUAUGUGGAGUUGUACCCGCAGAGGGCCAUCCCCUGCACGGAGCGAGGAAGGAUCAUGAUGAAGUUCGCAGACUUAAUUGAAGAAAACAUAGAAGAAAUAGCUGCGUUGGAUACCAUUAACGUGGGCAAGCUGUAUGCUCAUGGCAAGGUCUUGGAUGUCCCAGGUGCAGCAAGGACUCUGCGUUACUUUGCAGGUGCAGCCGAUAAAAUUCAUGGGACAGUUUUAAAAUUGUCAAAGGGGCUUCAGGGCUACACUCUCAGGGAACCCAUAGGAGUAGUCGGACAUAUAAUUCCCUGGAAUUUUCCCACCGUUAUGUUUUUCAUGAAGGUUGCCCCCGCAUUAGCCUCAGGUUGCACCAUGGUUGUCAAGCCAGCUGAGCAGAGUCCUCUUUCAGCUCUUUACCAUGCUCAUCUUGCUAAGCUGGCUGGCAUCCCUGACGGAGUGAUCAAUGUUGUAAAUGGAUUUGGAGAGACUGCUGGAGCUGCCAUUAGCGCUCAUAUGGACAUUGAUAAAGUGAGUUUUACGGGGUCUACAGAAGUUGGACGUAAGAUAAUGGCAGCAGCAGCCGCAAGCAAUCUGAAACCGGUGUCGUUAGAGUUGGGAGGCAAAUCUCCUCUAUUAAUAUUUGAUGAUGCUGAUAUUAACGAGGCAGUAAAUAUUGCUUUCGGUGGCAUGUUUUUUAACAAAGGAGAAAUCUGCGUGGCAAGUUCUCGUGUUUAUGUUCAAGAAGGUAUAUAUGAAAAGUUUGUGAAUAAGUUGGUGGAGAAGGCGAAGUCAUCAGUUGUCGGGGACCCUUUUGACCCUCGAGUUCAUCAAGGACCCCAGGUUGAUAAGAAGCAAUUCGAGAAAAUUCUCUCUUAUGUUGAGCAUGGCAAAAGAGAAGGAGCUACUUUGCUAACAGGGGGUAAGCGUGUGGGCCAGAAGGGAUACUACAUCGAGCCCACGAUAUUUGCAGAUGUUAAGGAUGACAUGAUCAUAGCCAAGGAAGAAAUUUUUGGACCUGUAAUGUCAUUGAUGAAGUUCAAAACCAUGGAAGAGGCUAUCAAGAGGGCAAAUAACACAACUUAUGGCCUGGCAGCUGGGAUUAUAACCAAGGACCUGAACGUGGCGAACACCGUCUCGAGAUCGAUCCGUGCCGGCAUCAUCUGGAUCAAUUGUUACAUUGCGUUUGAUGUGGAUUGCCCCUACGGAGGAUACAAGAUGAGCGGCUUCGGAAGGGAUUAUGGAGUGGAAGCCCUUAACCAGUAUCACCAAAUCAAGUCCGUUGUGACUCCCAUUCACGAUUCUCCCUGGCACUAAAUCUAACCAUUGUAGUACUAAGUUAUACCCGGAAUGUAGUUUUAGGAGCAUGAAGUUCCAACAAAAUAAACAGUGGUUUCAACAGCGGAGCCCAGGGCACUACCUUGUUAUGCACAGGGCAAUCAGGCCAACCAUGUGGCCUUGCUUUGUGAUUUUCGCAAUGCAAUUUCAUAAUGUCAGUCUUGAUCAAGUGGCUUCUUAAUUUACCCAAGUUUAAAAAUGUCAAAAAUUUUGAAUUUCUAAUGAUACUUGCGCACAUUUGACA
Messenger RNA from Theobroma cacao (cacao), 2430 nucleotides. RefSeq names its product aldehyde dehydrogenase 2C4 (gene ALDH2C4). NCBI's taxonomy places the organism in Eukaryota, Viridiplantae, Streptophyta, Magnoliopsida, Malvales, Malvaceae. The record is from RefSeq and is a predicted model, not a curated record. Gene Ontology annotation, molecular function: oxidoreductase activity, acting on the aldehyde or oxo group of donors, NAD or NADP as acceptor.